This is a messenger RNA of Penicillium odoratum, 1521 nucleotides long. RefSeq names its product FAD-binding oxidoreductase. Gene Ontology annotation, molecular function: FAD binding. Lineage: Eukaryota; Fungi; Ascomycota; Eurotiomycetes; Eurotiales; Aspergillaceae. Bases 1 to 1521 code for a protein of 506 amino acids. The transcript is spliced from 5 exons. The record is from RefSeq and is a predicted model, not a curated record.
AUGCGUGUGGCCUCUUUUCUGUUGUCCCUGGUGGGCGCGGCUACUGCGGUCGCAGCCGAUUCCCACGUGGCUAGAACCACCCCGGCUGUCGCGGCUGGCUGCAGUGCCCUGCAGAAGCCCCUGGGCAAUGCAGUGUUCCUUCCCAAGACCAAGGUUUACAAGUAUGAGGCUCAGAACUUCUGGUCGAACACUGAGAUCAUGUCUCCGGGAUGUGUCUUCCGUCCGAAGUCUAGUGCAGAGCUGGCGCAGGGUCUGAAAACGCUCAUUGAUGCCGAUGCCGAGUUCGCCGUUCGUGGUGGCGGCCACAUGGGCAUUCGGGGUUCCAACAAUAUCGAUGGCGGUGUUUUGGUUGUUAUGUCCAACUUGACUACUUUGCAAUUGAGUCACGAUAAGUCGAUCCUGUCGGUCGGCCCUGCUUACCGAUGGAUCGAUGUGUACAACUACCUCGCCGAUUACAAUUUGACCGUUGCUGGUGGCCGUCUUGGCCCCGUUGGUGUGCCUGGUCUGCUCCUUGCUGGAGGUAUUAACUUCUAUGGUAACCAGGUCGGCUUUGCUUGUACCACCGUCAUCAACUAUGAGGUUGUCCUGGCCAACGGCUCUCUCAUUCAGGUCAACCAGACCAGUUACCCGGACUUGUUCUGGGCCCUGAAGGGUGGUAGCAGCAACUUCGGUCUGGUCACCCGCUUUGACAUGGAGACUAUUCCCUCCCGCAAGGUGUGGGCUGGUAGUUACACCGUGGCUGCUAAGUACAUUGAUCAGUUCCUCGCGGCUAUCGCAACAUACUCCGCCAAUAUCUCUGAUGUCAAGUCGCACAUUGUGCCUGCGCUUGUUCCCGGAGACGGAACCGGAGACGCAACUCUGGCAUCCGCGAUCCUGUUCUACGACAGCGAUAACAGCACCUUCCCUGAGAUUUUCAAGCCCUUCACCGACAUUCCCGCUGAGGCCAGCACUCUCGCCUUCAAGACCGUUGCGGAGUUCGCUGCCGAGAAUGGCGAGGUGGUUACCGACGGCAUCAAUGAUGUCUUCGUUGCCGGAACCGUCAAGGGAACUACCUACGACGAGCUCUACCAGGGUAUCAGCAUCAUCAACUCUACCUUCUUCAGCCAGCUCCCCAAGCUUUACGCCCAGAUCCCCUCUGCCAACAUUUCCAUCAUCGAGUUGGACUGGCAGCCCAUCGGCGCCGACUGGAUCAAGGCUUCCGAGGUUCGUGGCGGUAAUGCCCUUGGCCUGGAUGCUUCCCAGGUGUACCUCUGCUACGCUGAGGUCGUCGAGUGGAUUGGAUCGGCCUAUGACGAUAUUGUCGCCUCUUGGGUUGAGGAGACCACUUACCUUAUCAACAACGCCACUGAGAAGGCUGGCUUGUAUGAUGCUUUCAACUACAUGGGUGACUCCGCUGGAUUCCAGUCGAUGUUCCCUGGAUACGGUGAGGCCAACCACCUGAAGUUGCAAAAGGUUGCCAAGAAGUACGACCCCACUGGUGUCUUCCAGACUUUGAUGCCUGGUGGAUUCAAGGUCUACUAA